AUGCACCCGGCCGUCUCCAUACUUGCCGAUAAUGUCGUCAAAUACCACCACCUGCUCGCCCCGCUGCUCUACACCGUCCUCGCGGCUGUCGCAAACGUACACACACCGGUCCAGCAUUCGCUGCUCAUAACGACGAUAUCCUGGCUGAUAGUAUGGGUGCCGACUGUCUUUUGGGUGGGCAUAUAUUCAAACAGCGACAGCGCCAAGAGGAAGACAAGCUGGCUGGCUGGCGCGCUGCUGGGUCUGUCUGUAAUAUGCGACCGCGCGGCAUGCGAUAAGCAGGGCAUUUGGGCGACCAAGGCCCUAAUUCCCUUCUUCACCGUCCUGUUCUCCGAGAACCAAUUGGUCGCAAAACACCUUGCCCUACCCACCUGGACUGUUCUCGAUGGCCCUGCAGCCGAGACCAAGACCCCCCCGGAGCGACAGCCUCAUACCGCAUCAUACGGGAUACUGGCAGUUCUCGUCGUCUCUGCGAGCGCUGUUCUAGGCGUCUACGCAGUUCCUACCACGGUCGCGCUCGGUGUCAGCAGUGCCAUCUUCGCUGCUACUGGUCUUGUCCUGUUCGAGACCACCAUACAAGCCGCGACAGAAGAGGGCGAGGGUGGCAAGCGAGGACUUGGGUCUGCGAACGGGAGUACGUUGCGGCGCGCCUCAGUGAGCGGUGCCUCGAGGCCGCAACGAUUAGCUGCGCUAAGAGAUGUCGCUGUGGCCGUUGCAGUUGUGUGCGGAAUUGCGUCUAUCCUUACCGAGUCGUCCUUGACUGCAAGCACGAUAUCUUGGGAGCCCGUAUACAGAGAGUACAACCGAGAGUGGAGGGAUGUACACAAUUUCCGCAUCCUGCAGCGCUUCUUGUGGAUGUUGCCGGUUCACACCACUGUAAAUGUUCUUGUCUUCGUUCUGUCAUCCGGAUCUCCCAUUGUCAUGGAUUCGCGGCGCUCGAAGCGACUGCGUCGCUUUAUCUUCAUCGUUAUGGCUCUUGCAGUGGGGUCUCUACUUUUCGGACGUUUCACUGGACCACCAACGUAUCAACACAUCACGCAUGGUGUUCUUACCGACAUACCACUUUCCCCGCCUGGGAUGCCACUUGCUCCGGUGUCGGUAGAUCUGACCAAGGGUCAUCCGGCUGCGCAAUUGAUUGACGCUGCAGAGGCAGACUUCCAAGGCACCCUUAACCGACAAUCCAAGUCGCUCGCUGAUGCGGUUCGAGAGUACCGACGCAGGAACGGGAUCUCGCCACCUCCGCACUUCGACAAAUGGUACGAGUUUGCGACGCGCAACGGUGUUGUGAUGAUAGACGAAUACGACACGAUUAAUGAGAUGCUGCUACCGUUUUGGGCGCUCAAACCAUCGACGAUUCGGUCGCGCAUUGCGAAUGCGUUAGGUCAUGAAGAUAGCUCCAUGCUUGCAAUUGCGAUACGCCAUGGCGCUGUAGAGAACUUCCAAGGCGGCGAUGAAUGGCAACAACAGGCUACCAUUGGCAUGAUGAAGCAGUUUGUCCAGUAUCUGCCCGACAUGGAUCUGGGCUUCAACUUACAUGACGAACCGCGAGUCGUCGUGCCCGACAAUCUGUUGUCGUCGAUGGUGGCAAAGGCGAGGGACGAAAUUCUACCGCGCACUGCGAAGAACACUGCACCUCGCAAUGCCUUCUCUGCCCGUCCAGAAGACUUGAGUGAUGGUACACGGUUUGCUGAAGUUAGCACGACCAAGUUCAAUCGCUUUGCGCAUCAACAGACAUGGACGCAUUCGCGGCUGUCAUGCUCCCCUGGCACUCAGGCCCAAACCUUCGAAGACUACGCUGCCGAUAACUUCACCGCGUAUGCCGCCAGCGACCUUGGCUUUAUUUACAACACAACCGCCUUCUCUGAUAUCUGUAACUCGCCUUCGUUCUCGUCAACGUUCGGAUUUUUCGAGCGCCCCAACGCCUUCAGUAUCAUCCAUGAGCUGACACCCGUCUUCUCACAGUCGAAGAUCUCCAGCUUCCAGGACAUCCUAUACCCCAGUCCAUGGUACUGGAUGGGCAAAGUAGGCUACGACGAGACGCACGACACGACCUGGGAAAACAAAACCAACAGUCUCUACUGGCGCGGCUCCACAACAGGAGGUUUCAGUCGCAACGGCGGCUGGCGACGCCAACACCGCCAACACGUCGUCCAACGCCUGAACGCGCCCGACACCGCCAAAGUCCUCGAACCCGUCUCCAACCCCACCUCAACCCACGCCGUAACCUCGAUCGAGCGCAAAGCCCUCAAAGACCUCAUCGACGUCCACUUCUCCCACAUCGGCCAAUGCGACCCCGGCGACUGCGACGCCCAAAACGAAUUCUUCGACGUCACCGAACGCGUCGACGGCCAAGACGCAUGGUACUACAAGCACCUCCUCGACAUGGACGGCAACGCCUUCUCCGGCCGCUUCUACAGCUUCCUCAAGUCUCGCAGUCUAACCUACAAAAUGGCGCUAUUCCGUGAAUGGCACGCCGAGUGGCUACGGCCCUGGGUGCAUUAUAUCCCCCUCUCCCUCCGUGGCGACGAACACCUCGAUCUUGUACGGUGGUUCAGCGGUACACGGGUCUUUGACGAUGAUGGCGAUGGCGUUAUUGAGAGAGUCAAGGCGGAUGGAAGCAAGAAGGGCGGGAAUGGCGCGAGUGAGGGCGAGAAGAAGGCGAGGCUUAUUGCGAAGAGGAGUUCUGAGUGGCAUGAUAUGGUGUUGAGGAAUGUGGACUUUGAGGUUUGGUUCUUUAGGUUGCUGUUGGAGUAUGGGAGGGUGGUGGAUGAUAAGAGGGAGGAGAUUGGGUUUGCGGGGCCGUAA
Molecule: messenger RNA, 2805 nt
Organism: Alternaria conjuncta
Lineage: Eukaryota; Fungi; Ascomycota; Dothideomycetes; Pleosporales; Pleosporaceae
Exons: 3
Coding region: 1-2805 (934 amino acids)
Source: RefSeq, a predicted model, not a curated record